Mugil cephalus (flathead mullet) is the source of this 2530-nucleotide messenger RNA. RefSeq names its product proteasome 26S subunit, non-ATPase 5 (gene psmd5). Gene Ontology annotation, biological process: proteasome assembly. Gene Ontology annotation, cellular component: cytosol. The transcript has 10 exons. NCBI's taxonomy places the organism in Eukaryota, Metazoa, Chordata, Actinopteri, Mugiliformes, Mugilidae. The record is from RefSeq and is a predicted model, not a curated record. Bases 79 to 1593 code for a protein of 504 amino acids.
ACGGCUGGUGAAGAAGAGGGAGGAGGUUUGGCGAUAGGCGGACGCGUUUGACUGUAGUUUCCCCAAACAUUGAAAGUCAUGGCUUCCUCCAUAGAGAGCUUGCUGCGGGAAAUCUCCGGCGUUGAAGACCCCGUUGAGGAGCUGCAGAGUUUGAAAACGGCGCUUUUGGCGAUACCUGUCAGUGCUUUGAGAGACUCGGUGAGCGGGCAGCGCUUGGACGGGAUUUUCACUCUGCUCAACACAAAUGACAGGGAGCAGAUCAAGCUAUGCGUGGACAUCCUCGAACGCAUCUUAAUGGCUCUCAGUCCUGCACAUGUGAUCCAGAACUACAGAGUGGAGCUGCAGGGGGGGUUGACGCAUCCUAAUGAAGGUGUUAAGAUACUGGCCUUGACACAGAUUGGAAGAAUUGUGGCGCACCCGGAUGCCGUUGCGGAAAUCCUCAACUACCAUGACAUCCUUCGAGGGGUGAUCCAGUGCAUCGGAGAAGAGAACAUGGCCGUGGCAAAACAGGCGAUCCAGGCCCUGUCUAAGCUGAGUCACUCCAAGCCUGGGUUAGACAAAUUAUUCAACAGUGACCUGCUUAAAGCCAUGAAGGACGUGAUGGCCAUAAGCGACAUUAUCAGAUACAGGAUAUACGAGCUUGUGGUGGAAAUCUCUUCCGUUUCACCCAUUUCUCUCGGUUACUGCGCCAACAGCGGCCUCAUUUCUCAGCUACUCGGUGAACUGACGGGCGACGACGUAUUGAUCAGGGCCACCGCCAUAGAGAUGGUGACCACCCUCGCCCAGAGUCAGCAUGGCCGGCAGUAUUUGGCCAAACAAGGAAUAAUGGAUAAGAUCGCCAACAUGAUCAGGGGAGCUGAGACUGACCCCUUCUCCUCGUUCUACCUUCCUGGUCUGGUGAAGUUCUUUGGGAACCUGGCCAUUAUGGACAGCCCACAGCAGGUGUGUGAAACCUACCCAGUUUUCCAGAACAAGGUAUUUGAGAUGGCUCUGGAUCCGGACCCUGCGAUGAUCGGGGUGGCUCUGGACACUUUGGGGUUGCUUGGAUCUACCGUGGAGGGGAAGCAGGUCCUGCAGAAAACAGGAGAGAAGUUCAAGUCCGUGUUGUCAAGAAUGAGCCAGCUGGCCAGUUCUGGAGCCACAGAGCUCAGAGUGCGCAGCCUGGACGCCAUAUCACAAAUUCUCACGCUACAGCCAGAGCAGCAGACAGAAGACCUCCUGGCCCUGACAGAGUCCUGGUUCCACGUUUUGUCUAAUCAGCCCAUGGACAUGAUUCAACACAUCAGCACUCAGCCGUUUCCAGAGCUUCACUGUGGGGCUUUGCGGAUAUUCACUGCCAUUGCUGCUCAACCCUGGGGUCAGAAGCUGAUGAUCCGCACCCCCGGAUUCGUGGAGUUCCUUCUGGACCGGACGACCGGACAAACGAAAGAGGCCAAAGAUGCUAAGUUUGAGCUGGUGGGUGCGCUUGUGAGUUCAUCCACGGCAGCAGAGAUACUGGGCAGUCAACACUACAUCCGCCUGAAGACUUAUCUCAAAGAAGGACCGUACUAUGUUUCAGCCGUGGCCGCUGUCGGCACAGAAGGAGCAGAAUGAGUGAAAUUAAACCAAGUGCUCUUCUUGGGCUUCUAGUUAAUGCUUAAGUAAUGGGGUAAGUGCCUGAGAGAUCUAACUGUGGGUUAAUAUAUUAUGCUCUGGUAAAAAAAAAACUCAUAAAGGAUUAACCGCCUAGUCUUCAUCUUCAGUUCUUUUCUUUUACUUUAUUUCCUAAGUCUUAUUUUUCUUUUCAAAAAAUCCUUAAGGUAAAAGUAAGACAUGAAAAUGAGUAGCACUGUCCAGUCUAAUUACCAUCAUUUAGUUCCAUUAUCUGACAGAAAAAUAUCGCAUCUGACCUUUUUUUUUUUAAAGACUUUUUUUUAUACAGUACAGAUGCAGAAGAAAUAAGAAAAUUGAAGCUAAAAUAACAGAAAGCAACCUGUACUUAACACAUUUAAGUAUCAACCCACUGCUUUAUAUGUCUAAUUUAACUGAGGAGCCCUACACAGUUCUCAAAACUAGCUGUGAAAUUAACCUUACUUAGGUAAUCAGAGGACAAGAAGGUUCUUAUUAAAGAUUUGGGUUAAUGUUAACCCAAAUAACCCAAUAACGUGUUGAGUUGUGGGAAAUGUAUUAUCUAAUGUUAGUUCGUAUCUCCAGUAUGAGGGAUAUUGUUUACUUUGGAUUUGAGCAUUUUGUUUAAAAAUCUUUUAUUAACAGAAUGUAAAGACACAAUCUUAUGCAACCUCCACAGCAGAGUCUACAUGGUAUGUUAACACAUGUUUAGAUCAAGUGUCUUUUUACCGACUACUUAAGCAGUAAUUAAAGAGCCUCAGAAAAACAUAAAAAUGUUUCCUUGAGAAAUUCACAUCACACAGAGACCAAAACAGAAAGUCGCAUUAGUCAAAGCUCCACUCUCCAAAAUCCAUCAGACAAAUGUUUGUAUUAUUUUUGUUUACUAAAUAGAUUUUUUUUAAAUUAAAGAGAUUCAAACUCA